This is a messenger RNA of Spodoptera frugiperda (fall armyworm), 647 nucleotides long. RefSeq lists its product as uncharacterized. The coding region runs from base 135 to 500 and encodes 121 amino acids. The record is from RefSeq and is a predicted model, not a curated record. The transcript has 2 exons. NCBI's taxonomy places the organism in Eukaryota, Metazoa, Arthropoda, Insecta, Lepidoptera, Noctuidae.
AUAUUCAUUUGUUUCCAAGUUUGUCUUCAAACUCGGCCAAAUAUAUAAGGUAGGACAUUUUUCUUGUCAGUCAGUGCAAAUUGAGGAGUGUCAAACUGAACAAGUGAAUAAAUAUUCAAAAAAAAUAUUUCAAAAUGUCCAAGUCUAGUUUGAUCGCAGUAUUGGCGCUCAUUGCAUCCGCAUCAGCUCAGCGAUACGUAUACAGCUACGGGACACUGCCAUACGCAGCACCACAAGCAGCAUACACAGACUACACUCCCUUCGCUUCAUUGACAUCAUACCCCCGCUACCAAACAGCGUAUGCAUCAGCGUACUCCAAUACAUACCCAGCAUAUUCAGCAGGUCUUGCUGCCCCUCUCACUGUGCCUAGGGUUUAUGCAUCUUCGUAUGCUGUUGAUGAAUUUGCGUCUCUAGUCAACCCUGCCGCGGCCCCUCUUACUACUGUUGCUGAUGCCGUUGCAUUCUACGGAUCGCCUUACAGUUACUUGUUGAAGCGAUAGGUUCUUUACAAAAUAUAAUUCGAUGUAUUUAAGAAAUGAUGGAUACUUAAAUGUAAACGACUCAUGACUGGAAUGGACUUUUGAUAAAAUGUAGGCUGUUUCUAAUAUGUUUCUAUUUGUUAUAUUAAAUGCAAAUGUGAUUGUUUA